AUGAAUAGCGAUAAAGAGCUGGCAUCUAGGGAGUCGACCAGGAUCAGGAUUGAACCUAACAAGGCUAUCAAUACCGAUAGCGCCCAUGAUCUACGCCAACCUUCUCGAUUGCAAUGGAACAACUCACCACCGAGAGAUCGAAGCGAUUUUGAGAUCGCCAUCAUAUGCGCACUGCCCUUAGAGGCUAGCGUUGUCAGCGAAUCGUUUGACCGUCGAUACGAUGAGCAGGCAUAUGGCAAGGCCCAAGGGGAUUCCAAUGCCUAUUCCACAGGUGUCAUCGGAAAUCAUAAUGUUGUUUUGGUGCAUAUGCCGGAUAUGGGGAAAGUCGCUGCUGCGACUGCGGCGGCUUGCCUUCACUCCAGUUUUCAAAAUAUCCAGCUCGCUCUGACUGUUGGAAUCUGCGGCGCCGCACCAUUCGACCCACAGUCUGGGAAAGACAUCCAUAUCGGUGAUGUUGUCAUCAGCGAAGGUCUGAUCCAGUACGAUCUUGGGAGGCAAUACCCCAAUAAUAUAUUUAUGCGAAAAGAUACACCUCGCGAUAACUUACCGAGACCAAGACCCAAAGUUCGUGCCAUCUUGGCUAAAUUGAAAACCAAGCAAGGUCUCUGCUGGCUUCAGAAUAAAUUAUCUGAACAUUUGAAGGUCUUACCUCAGAAGUUGAGUGAGACGGCACCACACCCAGGAGCAAUAGAAGACGAACUCUUCACCAAUGGGGGUGUGACCAAUCCUACCACCCAUUUUGGACUUAUUGCUUCCGGUGACACUGUUAUGAAAUCUGAAGAAGACCGGGACUUCAUUAUUUCUCGAGAUGGUGUCAUUGCAUUCGAAAUGGAGGGUGCGGGCGUAUGGGAGAAGUUCCCUUACUCGUUGGUGAUCAAAGGCGUCUGCGACUACGCAGACAGCCAUAAAAUAAAAAAAUGGCAAGAUUAUGCAGCAGCCGCCGCCGCCGCCGCUACAAAAUCCUUUUUGGAGCAUUGGAGUACAGAUACCCCAAGAGCACCAUCUUCCGAUGCUAGGACCAAGGAGUCGGAGGGAGAACGAACUCAUAGGGCGAAAGAAAUAGAAAUUCUAAAGAUUCUCUACAGAUCACCGUACCUCGACCAAAAAGACCGAAAUCUAGAUCGAAUAAGCGGGACGUGCGAGUGGUUUGUUAGCCACAAACUUUUUAAAGAGUGGCAGAAGAAAAAGUCGACAAGAACCUUGUGGAUAUCUGCAGACCCUGGAUGCGGCAAAUCGGUUCUUGCGAAGUAUCUAAUCGACCACGUUCUCCCAAGCACUGAUAUCAGAACCACUUGUUACUUUUUCUUUAAAGAUGAUUUUGAGGAUCAAAGGAGUAUCAUUAUUGCUUUGUGCUGCAUUUUACACCAACUUUUUACGCAGAAACCAGCCCUGCUUUCCAAAGCAAUAUUCGAACGGUUUCAGGCCACUGGGGAAGAGUUCGCUCGUUCAUUUCGUGAACUUUGGGACGCCCUUCUCUGCGCCGCGGAUGAGAAUGCCGGCGAAAUUGUGUGUGUUCUCGACGCAAUCGAUGAAUGCGAAGAUGAUGGAAGAUCCCGACUCUCCCGAGCGCUGCGCGAGCUAUAUAGCACAAGCACCAAGAGAUGCUCCAAUUUGAAGUUUCUCUUAACUAGUCGACCUUACGGCAAAAUUCGGCAGGGCUUUUGGCCUUCAGAGCUUCCAGAGUCGCCCAUUAUUCAUUUGAGCGGCGAGAGUGAGGAUGAAAUAAAAAAGAUAUCACUCGAAAUCGAUAUUUUCAUUAAGGCUAAGGUUAAAGAUAUUGGAAAGCAAUUAAGGCUCGGAGAUGACGAGGAAGACCUGUUAUUACAUGAACUGAUGCGUGUUCCCAAUAGAACAUAUUUAUGGGUUCGCCUUACUCUGGAUUUGAUUGAAAGCGAUGUCAACAUCGAUAAAUCGAAAAUAGUCAAAAUUACAUCCAAUCUUCCGACGACCGUCGACGAGGCAUAUGAAAGGAUUUUAUCGAAAAGCCGCAACCUAGAAGAAGCAAGAAAAUUAUUGCAAAUAGUAGUUGCAGCAGAACGACCGUUAACUUUGGAAGAAAUGAACUUGGCCAUGGUGUUAGCCCUCAGGGAUGGUCACCAGUCGUACGACGACGUUGAUCUCAAACCAGUGGAGCGAUUUCGUGAGGAAAUACGAGACCUGUGUGGCCUUAUUGUGACAAUUGUGAACUCAAAGAUAUACCUACUCCACCAAACCGUCAAAGAGUUUUUAGUUCCAGCCACACAUCGUUCGGGAGAUGCAGAGCUCGGGAGUCUCAAUCAAAUGAAAUACUGUUAUAAAUGGAAACACUCGCUUCGCCCGCGCGAUUCUCACUCAAUUCUUGCCUCGAUCUGCAUCCAGCAUUUACAAUUUGCAGAAUUCGACCUCGACCCCGAAGAUAAAAACCUGUUAAACCCGUCUGGAUACGCUAAGAACUAUGUGUUUCUCGACUAUUCCGCUAAAAACUGGGCCACCCAUAUCCACGAAUCACAGAUUGGGCUGGAAAAUACGGAGAGACAAUGGGGGCAAGAUCGGACGAAAUCUAUUCUGAAGCUAUGCGACGCAAAGACAAGGCGGUGCCAAACAUGGUUAACGCUCUACUGGACGAGCACAAACAUGGUCUUCCCAACAAAAUUCGACACUUUUCUGAUUAUAUCAUAUUUCGGAUUUACAACUGCGAUAGGAUACUUGCCUGAGGCGGCUGGCCCCCGCAUCAAUGAGUGUGAUGGUACCUAUCGGCGGACUGCACUAUCUUGGGCUGCAGGAAACGGGUUUACGCAUACCGUCGAUCGACUGAUCUCGAUUAACAAUACCUGGUGGGGCACCAUGAUGUCUAGGAAGGCUGAUAUCGACGCCAUAGACAGAAGUGGUAGAACGCCAUUGUUUUACGCUAUUUGGAAUAGGCACAUCCCCGUCGUUGAGCUACUGCUCAAUGCAGGAGCCCGUGUCGAUCUAGAAGACGAUGUCGGGGGGACACCGCUAUCUUAUGCCAUCUGUAGCGGGAAUGACGAUCUAGCAAACCUACUUCUGAAGGGAGGAUCCAAGACCGAGUCUAAGGAGAGCAUAGUCCAAACACUACUUUUUGCUAGUGCAAAGAAAGGCGAUAGAGAUGUCGUUGAGCUGCUACUCGAAACAGGGAUUGUCCACUCAAAUGUAAAAGAUAGUCACUAUCUAACGCCGUUGCUGUGGGCUACAAUUUAUAAUCGUGAAGCAGUUAUGGACUCACUUGUUAAGGCCGGCGCUCAACUAAAUUUGAAAGGUAUGGACGGAUUCAUACUGCUUUACCAAGCAGUAUCGGAGGGUAAUGAAAGCGUUGUGGAAUCUUUAUUCGAAGAUGGUGUUCAGCUGGAUUUUUUUAGAGUCUGGCCCAAAGGGCUCUGGGAACAAGAAUCUGGUUUAGCGAUUUUGGAACGAGUUCUUGACUCCUCGAUGGUUUCGGGGUUUCGAAAGGACGGCGUACGGAUACUGGACCCGAUUGUAUGGGCAGCAGAUCAAGGCUAUGAAGGAGUUGUAAAGCUCCUUAUUAAAAAUGGCUCUGCAACGGACCUUGAAAUAGGGAGCGGAUGGAGACCACUUUCACUAGCAAUCGAGAAUGGAAAUGCGGCAAUAGUGCGGCUCUUACUUGAUCAGAAAGUGACAACGGAUUUUCACUAUAACCUUAUAUUCAAUGCUGAUAUUCCCAAUCCACGAUUAUAUAGAACGCCACUUUCGCGGGCAGCGGAAAGGGGUGAUGAGGCUAUUGUAGAGCUACUUCUUGAAUACGGCGCUAGGCUAGACUUGAAGGAUAGGGCAGGAGGGACUCCGCUGUCUCGCGCGGCCAACACGACUAUCCGUAAUAUUAUCAGGGUAUACUACGGCUUUGAACGUUCUUGGAAAGAUCAAUCUGAUCGAAUUCAAACAAACUGGUGGGACUAA
Molecule: messenger RNA, 3912 nt
Organism: Orbilia oligospora ATCC 24927
Lineage: Eukaryota; Fungi; Ascomycota; Orbiliomycetes; Orbiliales; Orbiliaceae
Exons: 4
Coding region: 1-3912 (1303 amino acids)
Biological process (GO): nucleoside metabolic process
Molecular function (GO): protein binding; catalytic activity
Source: RefSeq, a predicted model, not a curated record